Messenger RNA from Porites lobata, 14911 nucleotides. NCBI's taxonomy places the organism in Eukaryota, Metazoa, Cnidaria, Anthozoa, Scleractinia, Poritidae. The record is from the annotation of a GenBank genome assembly.
UCGUACCGUUGAGGCUGUGCGCAAACUUUGGUACACGAUUCACUCAUGCGAUCGGUUCACCCUAAAGUGAGAGCAUUAACUUCACUUUAGAUUACACCGAUGUCGAAUCCUACAGCCACACUUACAAGCUUGUGGAUCGAAGGUUGGUAUCAUGCGUUUUCCCUUUUGUACACACGUGUUAGGUCGCUUUUAGGCAAGUUGGUGUGUUAAUAUGUGAACUCUAGUACCUCGCCUUCCUUCUUUAUUUCAAGAGGUAUACAUUUUUUUUGUAGCGCACGAGACAAUUUUGCGGCACGGGUUUGUUUACUACCAGCCGGUCUGCGGAUAAAGGAAAAGAAGAAUCUGUUUUGCUUUCAUGCGUAUGGACAUCACACGCUUGCUUUUAUCACAAUUCAAUUUACAAAUGAAAGCUGCUGAUUAUUCAAAUUUCUCUUGUAGGUCAACCAAGCCCUGUUAAGAGUAACCCGUCUACUCCGGUAAAAGGGGCUUUGAAUCGGGACGCGUCUAUGGUUCAGGAAGACUUUAUAAAGUUUUACAAAGAUACUGGGCUAGAACCCCUGGCUCGAGAGGUACGUAAGCUUGAAUCUCCUCGUGCUUCCCCCGCGACGAAUCAUCUCUUUCUUCAUCCGAUGCGUGAGCAGUAUAAAGUAUACUUUGAAUUUACCCUCAUUGGCUUCUAGCAUCACGAUUCAUAAUUCAUGAUAACACUUCUCAGAGCUCAUCGAAGCUUCAGAUGCGACUUAUUGUGAUUAUCAUUUCGUUUUGGCCGUCUGUGUCCCCGAUUGCAUCUGAGCUCAUUCAGGCUUAUUCAAUAUGACUUCGAUUGAAUUCAACUACCUGCAUGGAACGGCCCCCUUAAUCUCCACAGAGAAUGAACUAUGUCCUUAACUGCUGAACUAAAGCUUUUCUCGUCCUCUUUCUAUAUUUUGACCAACAGGUCGGCGUCAUAGACAACAAUGGGACUAUAGAUGGACUAAAAGACACAUCUCUUCCUACUAAAGUCAAUAGUAAGAAUUGCUUUCACUUUUGUUUACUUGGAUUAGAUUUAGCUUAGUUAAAUCUAUCUUCUUUGACGUGUGUGUAGUGUAGCGUCAACUUGCCUUUGCUGUGUACAGUUUCCUGAGAUCGAAACGAUAAUUCUGCAAUCUUGUUGAUGUUUAUAUCGUGCAUUUUCAAUGAUUUUUCCUUGCAUCAUUUUUAUUGAUUAUGUAUUAAGAUGUUAAUUUUCGAGCUAUUAAUUUCUUUAACUCGGUUGUGCAUAUUAAUUGGCUUAUAGUUCUUAAGACUUUGAUUUUCAACCUUGUUUUUCUCUCUUGGGAAAUAGACAUACAGUACAUAGAAGGUAAACAAAGUGUUAUAUGAGAAUGAAUAAUAUUAAGAGUUAAAUUUGUACUAAUUAUUUUAUUUGCAAGAAGUGAUUGAUUGGUUGAUGCUUCAAUGCUCUUUUUCAGUGCUCAGGCAUCAUGACUAAAAUUUUAUGAGAAAAGUUAAAUAACUGGUUUUUAUGAUAUUGAAGUGACAUCAGUGCUCACCUUCAUCUAACAAGUGAAAUUUGAUUUGCCGGCCUUGAGUUUGCAUUAAAGUUGCAUUAAGACAAAUAAAGGGUGUGAGAUUUCAGUGUUUGUUUUAAGAGCUGAUUGUAAAAGACUAUUGCACUUAGCCAUUCAGUAGCCUGAGAAAACAGCCAACAUUUGGCAACCCUACCACUGGUUUCCCUGCCAAAUGAUAUCUGAGAAAUCAAAAACAAAGGCAGAAAUUCCAUACUGAUGACGCAUCACUACCCAGAUCUUGGUAGUGCUUCUGGUUGGUUGAAUCAAAUUUCCCACACGGCAUGUCCAAUCAGAAGUACUACCCAGAUCUGGGUAGUGAUGCAACAUCAGUAUGGAAUUUCUGCGCUUGUUUCUCUGGCGUCAUUUGGCAGGUAAACCAGUGAUAGUGUUGUCAAAUGUCAGCUGUUUUCUCAGGCUAGCCAUUUAGACUCUAUUUUACUUAUUAUUUUUGAGGGACUAUGCCAUAGUACUUGUAUAUGAGGUGAUCUUGCAACUUUUCAUAAGCUACUAUCUCCAUUCUUGAGCUUUUGGCAAAACAAGUCAUGACAAAGUCUUUUGGGGUUCAGAUUCUAAAGACUUGAAUCGUAUUUUUGGAUGUUCAGUUAAGAAAUACAAAAUCUGUGUUCAGGUUAAAGAAUCUGGUGUAUAGUUUUUCAUAAGAAGUUCAUCCUUAAUCGCAGCUCUCCUAGUUUUAUCGUCUUUAGCAGUUACAGGAUAAGGUUGAGUAUGAUCUGGAGAAUUAUGCAAUUUGAGGAGGGUGUAUUGUUGGCCUUGGCAGGUGACACCCUCCAAGAACUGCAUAAUUUUCAGAUCAUACAGAAACCCCAUCGACUUUCUGUACAGUUGACAUCAUUGGUGCAAAUAUUACAAGCAUGAAGUCCAAAUGUGAUCAACGUGUUUAUUGCAUGAGGUUUUUGUGAUAUCCAUAAUAAUCAAGAUCUCCAUAGACUGAUCAAACUUGCUGAGACCUUUAUUAGACCAGAUAUCACAAAAACCGAAUCUUAUCAUAAUUAGUGUUUUAUUAUACAUUCUUUUGAAGAACAUAACAACAAAAACACCCGUCGCUUUUGGAAAUCAUGCAUUGCAGUCACAACCUACAGCUUAGUCUGUUCUCUGCUAGCAGAUAACUAACUAAUCUCUAAGUUGUGCUGUUUUUCAAAAGUAACUGUUGGCUCUCAAUCAAUGAGAAGAUGGGUAAAUAAUUUAUAAUAAUAUUUUGUUAGUUAAGGCUAUGAGAUCAUUAACUUGCAUAUCUGUAUGUGUGUGUGUUUUUUUAACAGCUGAUCAGCCAAAAAUAGUGAGCAGUUCCACUGUUUUGCCUGUUACAACUGCCAAAAUGUCACCUGUUAUUUUACCCAAAACUGUGAAUUCUGCAGCAUCACCCAUGGUAAGGCUAGAGAUGAUUUGACAAAGGAUAUCACAUCAAGAAUCAUAAUGUUUUGUUAUUCAACUUUCACUGAGAUCAGCUAAAAUAGGCAGUUUUAGUAAUAAAGGCAUUGAAAUUCCUCAAAUCUCUAUAAACCUUUAAAAGAACUUAAAUUCUUUCAUUGCUCUUGAAAAGUACUUGAAGUUAGUACUUUCAACGCAGUGAAUCUUAAUUAACUGUUCAUCAUGCAUUGUAGGGGAUUUCUGCAGCUCAGUUAAUUAUUACCUUGUCAGACUUUUUUUUCUUUCCUGACUUUUUUCUGAUAGAAAAAAAUACUUCUUAUUUACAUAGUCCAAGAAAAAGGGCAUGCAAAAUUGAUUUCUUGAAAAGUGAUAGUAGAGUUAUUUCAACUGCUUAUGAUGUUGUCUGUGGUACCAGUAAGAGAUGUAAAAAAUCCCUGAAAUUCCUUUCUGCCUAUCUUUUGAUGUCUGGGUUUCAACAGUAACACAACACAAGUGGGAGUGUGUUAGCUAUGAGUUCUCAUCUCACUUUUCAAGCACCGUAGAUGCUUGCAAAAAUGGAAGAAGUAAAAUGAUGUUGGCCUUCCUAAAGUUCCUUGUUCUAUUAUAUUGCUUUUGUACUUGGCCUUGUAUUUGCAUUGGUGUUUGUUUUUACUUAAUUCAAAACUUCUUGGUAGUGCUUGUGCAAUGCUUACAUCACUUAAGGAAGCUGGGCCUAAAAAUAACCCUUAAUGAGUAAUUAUUGACUUUGUUGUUUGUUUGGUAGGUCAUUGGUUCACCUAACACACACCAGGUAAUUGCUGUUGGUGGAAGCCCAAGAACUCCAACAAUGAUUGCAGCUCCAAUUGUUCCAGCUAACACAAGCUCUUGGCCAAGGUAAAUGUGGGAGAAUUAUGUCUGCAAAUACAUAUUGCUAUGUUAAAAAUUUUAACCAUUCCAAAAUUUUUCUUGACAAUAACUCUCAAACUGCUCUCCUUCAUUUUCAUAAUUAUAUGUCUCUUAUAGAAAGAAAAAUUGAGAACUAAAGUACAUAUCAUCUUGUCUGAUCUUGACCUCUCUUUAUAUACAUUAGGCACUGAAUUGCAAUGAAAACAUUAAAUAACUGUGAAGAUUUAAGGUUGCUGUUGAAUUACAAAUCUAAAAAGGGUUUUUCCAAUAAAAUAUAAGAAAACCAAGAAAGCUACAAAUAUUUCCAGAAUUGUGUUGCAAGGAAAAAGUUGAUCAAGUAUUAGAUAACUAAACUACAAGCAAAUAUGACAAACAAUGAGAUCUUUAACCUGCGAGCAAGCUCUGCGGGUUGCUUUGGCGCAGGCUAUAGCUACGAGAUCUUCAAGUGGAACUGGCUGUCAUACAGUCUCAAAAUAUUCCAAUGCUUUUUUUAGAGUUUGACAGUUACAAAACAAGGCUGUGCUCUAACGGCGCCCGGUCGCCUGAGGCGACUAACAUUUAGCUUCGGGCGACUGAAAAAAAGUUCCCGGUCGCCCGGCCGGGCACUCUUGCUUCUGAUGCAGUGUUCAGUUAAGCAGGAAGAAAAAUUUAACAUACUGGUGUUGGCUUGUUGAGUCAGAGUUUAGCUAAACCCUACAGAAAAUGUUUUUACGAAUGUUGUACGAGAGAAACGGGCGCACGUUGAUGUCUUUCUGCAUGAUUUCACACGUAACAUAAUCCAUCACUUUAAACGUGACAAGCGGCGAGGAUUUCGAUUUGUACCGCUGCUUAAAAUAGUUUUAAAAUUUUUUCUUUCAGAGAGAAUGGCUCAUUAGGUACAGUUUUUAGGAGAAACUGUCAAUACUUUUCUGACAGACGUAAAGCGCGGCAGGCGACACGGAGUAAUUUAUUUUUGUAGAAAACGGAAGUUGCUGUAUUGACCAGUUAAUGCAAGUAUAAUGUUUUUACGGUUUUUGGCUGCUCUCAGUCUGCUUGGCUAAGACAUAACUUAUGAUUGUUUUCUUCCCUUUACAUAAGAUAACGAAAUAGAAAAAGAAAAGAUAUGAUCGUUCUGAUCGUUUUUAUUGCUGUUUUAGAAACAGGGUAGUUCCACGUUGUCUUAGCAUUUUACGUAUCGAAGACUAAAUUCUCAUGCAGGAUAAAGUUUAGCGGCCAAAAAAAUAAAAUAAAAACACAGAAAGAAGAGCUGGUUUACGCUUCGACCGUAUCCACGAAAAGCUCAAUUAUCCUAAAAGAUUCAGUGAUAAUAUAGAAAAGAAAAUUAAAUAUGACUUAUUUUUUAUUAAAACAAUAGGUUUGGGGCCGCGGCGGUUUCACUGUUUCACGGAAUUUUUCACGGGAACUUGAGUUCGAUCUGCCGCGUAUAAAACUCUGUCACAUUAUAUUUCAUGCCGCAUUGAUUCACCUUUUGAAAAUUUAUUUUCAAGUUUACUAUUACUGGUAAAAAGCACAGUUUUUCUAUGUUUGACCCAAAGAUCUUAAUGAAGUUUACGUAAACCUGCUGAAAUUUUUUACUUUUCCUAAACAAUUCGGUGGCAUUGCUCACGUUUCUGGUUUUAAAUCUGAAUGGCACGAAAACUUUGAUGGGUUUCAUAAGACAACAAGCGGGUUUUUGUCGAACCCAAAAGCUAAAAUUACCGAGUUUGGUGAUCAGCAGACGAGUAAGAUUCGCGUUUGUUCAAAACACUUCCUCAUCAGAUGUACUCGGGCGACCACCUUGAGAGGCCUGGGCACCCCAGCUGGAAUGCUUAGGAGCCCGAAGGGCUCCCCGAAAUUUUUAUUCGGGCGACCAACUUUGAGGUCUGGGCGACUUAAAUAAAAUGCUUGGAAGCCCGAAGGGCUCCCUGAAAUUUUCCUUAGAACACAGCCUUGCAAAAUGUGACAUGUCAAGUUUUAAAGUCAACUGUGUGCCCAGCUCAUGGCAAUCUCGCUUUUUACAUCUUAGAGUAACACCUAGCAGUGGAAAGAAAAGAAGGCUUGAUUUGAUGGAAAGUGACAACAUUCUAGAUAGCGGAGACAGGUAAAAUACCCUAUCAUGAACUUCAUUUAAACACAGAUUUGCUGAUGUCAUGGAAGUAACUGUAGGUGAAAAUGUAGGUGAGAUAUACAUGAACUCCACCUGGUUAGCUCAGUUGUCAGAGUACUGGUCUGCCAAGCAGGAAGUCGUGGGUUCAAACCCAAGCCAGACCAACAACCAGGGUCUUUAAAAAACUGGUGAGAUCGUGCUGUCUGAGAUUUGAGAUUUCUCAAUUCAUAUGAUCGCAUCAUAGGGCUGUGACGUCAAGCCAUUGGCCUUGUCUCCUUCGUCCUUCUCUUAUUGGUGAAAUCAAAUGGGGCAUAAAAGGACCUACACUAUUGUUUGAAAAGAGUACGGCAAGUUUCCCCGGGGAUGUGGUCUACCUUUCACAUGUCAUUCAUAUCAUGGGCUAUCAGUGGGUUGCUGUGAGCUUAUAAAUGAACUGUUAGCGGCUGCCAGUGACUCCCUUGUAUGCUGACGUCUGAGCAUACUGUUAAUAUCUACUGUAAAGAGGGUGCGUCUUGUCCUCUAAUCCUCAACAUUCCGUCCCAUUCGACAUUCCAUUCCGUUCCAUUCCGUAUUGUUUGUUUAGAAGAUGUUGUAUGUCCAUCUUGUUUGUUUAGUUUUUCUUUGUACCUCAUGAAGGAUUGCUCCAGCAAAAUUGAUUUGUCUGUUUUCUGCAGGAAAAAGGGCAAACGUCUACCCAACGCUGGCCGCGCAGUUGGGCCAGGUGACAAAGAUAAAAGUGAAAAAGGACUGAGACACUUCUCAAUGAAAGUUUGUGAGAAAGUUCAGCAGAAGAGAACAACAUCAUACAAUGAGGUACAAGCAAAAAACAUCUUAAGUCCAUACAUUUUCACUAAUGUUCCCUUGAGCGAGGGCUCCCCUGUAUAAUCUUUGUAUUAGGUAUUAACUCUGUUGCAGUGUUCUCACCAGGCCGCAGCCUUGCGGGAUUCCCGCAAGAAAAACUGAAAUGGCGCAUUAAAACCAAGAAGAUGCGCCCGUUAGGGCACAGGGGCAAGCUACGAGUCAAACGGACUUAAGUAGUAUAAAUGGUCAACCUAACACUAAAACAUUCUGUUUGUUUGAAUAAAUAAAAAACAUGAUUUCAAAUGAGUCAAAGUCUUUAAUUUUGUUGCCUUUACUUUCAUUGGUCCCACGCAAGCCCCACUACAUCGUAAACUCCUCCUCCGAAUCGUAAACACCUCUUCCGCCAUAUUGGAUCAGGUAGGUACUUCAUGUAACAGACAAUUUGGAGUGCGGGCUCAGGUUCUUCGUACCGCGUGUUUUUUGUAACUUUGUCCCCCUAAUGUUCUUACAGGGCCCCUAUUUCUCAGAAGAGGGGGCCCUGGGACUCCCCAUGGCAAAAUCCUGGUGAGAACACUGCUGUUGAAGGGACCUUCUAUUAAGGGGCUACUUGUCUUCACCCAGAGGAUGUCUCAGGAGAGGCCUUCCAUGGGGUGGAAGCAACAAGCAACGUAGCCUCAAAAACUGGAGACAGUCUUUUGAGAAAGCACCAGCAAUCGACAGAAAAAGAAGAUUGAAUUCUGACAGCAACAAUUAAUUUUUUAAAUAGUGAAAGUGGCAUCUUACAUCUUUUAUAUUUUGGCUCUGUUGGCAGUUAUUUUCUUUGAAUCAUUUUCUAAUGUUGGUAUUAUUGAAGAUCUGUCCAACUCAGGAGAAAUACUUAAUAAUUCUUUUCAGGUGCUGUAUCUGCUGUAAUUUCCAAAAUUGGUAUCACAGAAAUUUAUGCUGAACCAACAGAGACAUUUUCUUUGCUAGCUACAAUGCAACAGUGACAUUUUUCGUAAUCUACAGGGCGGCAAGCAGUCUCAGAAAUGAGAGACAGCAUACCCCCCUCCCUCCCCCCCUCCACUUCCCUUGAGUGGUUGGGAUCUGCCACUGUACUUUUCCUAAAAUCUCUUAUUUUAGAAGGAAAAGCCCUGGAACUGGGACAUUCAGACCUCUUUGGAUGUCUUUGUACCUCUUUGUAUCUGAAAGUGUCCCUUUGAAAAAUCCUGGAUGCUCUCAGAAUAAAAAUCUCAGGUCUUUGACCCCAAAGAAGGUGACAGAUGUUUGUAUAACACAGGUUUAACUGUGUGAAGUCUGUCUGUCAAGCUCUCAGUCUCCUCAGCUGCUACAAAUAGUCAAUUCACGUAAUUGCCGCAAGUGCCCCUGAUUAGAUCCCACUUGUGAUAAGUUUGAUGGCCCAUGCUCCUUAUAUUUAUUAAUUUUUCUGUAAAUAAUGGGAAUAUAUAAUUAUAGCUUGUUCCUAAGUAAUUUUUUUCCGGUUAGGUUGCAGAUGAACUAGUACAAGAAUUUAGUGAUCCUGACAAGCACCUCUCGCCUACUGAUCAGGUACUUGUUCCUCCUCAUGUUGUUAUUAUAGUGUCUGUUUUAGUGUUUUAAUCAUAAUGCAGGGUGCAAAGAAAGUCAGUUUUACAGCUUGUCAUUUCGGGCAAGCUGUAGCUAGCAUGUACUAUCCCAAGAGUCAUUUUAACAAGCCAGGAAAAAUUGUUUGACAAGUAGUAUUGAUUACGGUUCUUCUGUAAUUUAAAUUCCCUAAAAACCGUCACCUGCUUGUCAGGCAAGUUAAGAACCAAAUUCACUUGUCUGAUAGCAAAAUCUACUAGCCCCAGGCUAUCAGAGACCCCUUUCUUUGCAAGCUGAUAAUGGUAAUUCAUUUUUGCUUUCUUUUUGUUUCAAUUUUUGUUUCUGUGUGGUCAGUUUGUAAAGAACUGAAUUAACAAAAUUGCAAAGUAGGCUAGUUUGGAAUCGCAGAAUACAUUCUACUGUAAAGCUACCAUAGUUUUUCAACAGUAAGCCAAGAAUUUUCUUCGGCGAAAAGCAGGUUCCAACUUAUAGUUGGGAGCUGUUCAAAAUCAAACAUAAACUCAUAAGUAAAGGACAUGACACAUGGCCAGGCAAGGCUUUUGGCAAAAUAUUCAAUUUUGAGAAGUGAUAUCAAACAAACCUGGCUGACGUUACAUUCUUUAAUUCACCGAUUGGGAUCUUCUAGGGUUACCUGUAUUUUAAAGAAUUUUUUCUGAACCAUCUUUUUCAUCAUAUAUGUAUUUCAUUUGUAUUUUUGCUAGGCUUAUGACCAGAAGAAUAUCAGAAGAAGAGUAUAUGAUGCUCUGAAUGUUCUAAUGGCAAUGAACAUCAUUUCAAAAGAAAAAAAAGAAAUCAAGUGGGUGGGACUACCUACAAACUCUGCACAGGAAUGUCAACAGUUAGAGGUGGGUAAAGUAGGUUGAUAAGUGGGGUCAAGCUUAAUUUAUUUAAAAGUUGCCUUUUAGUGACCCAAAAUUAUAAAAUGGUCACCAGACUUACAGUCAAACCCGGAAAACUGUGAACACCAGAAAUAGUUCUGGAAUGUUGUUGUGUUGCAAGAAAAAAUUAAAAGCCAAUCAUGCGUGAGAAAAAAUUAAACCGCAAGGAAGAACAUCAAUCACAGCAAAGAUCAGUACAAGCAAGCAAACCACGAAACCACAACUAAUUAUUAGUUGUGGGUUUGUGGUUUGCUUGCUUGUACUGAUCUUUGCUGUAAAUUGGUCUUAACACAAUAAACGUUCUUGAAAUAUUCCAAGUGUUCACAGUUUCCCAGUGGCACUGUAACAUAUUGAUGGCCAGAAAAAGGAGACACUCAGUAACAAAUUUCUUGAAAGGUUUGAAAUAUUAAAUUUGGCUACCCUACUUUUGCAAUGGUGGGUACCUGCAAGAUCUCAAGGUCUUAGAACUAGACAACAAGGAUAAGGGAUGAAUAUUUAUUAAAGUUAAAAGACUAUAACCUGAACUAACUAAAAAAACUUUGGCUUGACCAACUGAUAUUCGCAACUCUACAUCCACCUGAUUUUACUGUACACUGUACAUUUUAGUCCUUUAUAAUGCUGUGUUUUACCACUUUUAGGAGGAGAAAAAAGAAAGGGAAGAGAGAAUAAGACAAAAGACUGCUGAGUUGCAAGAACUGAUUCUUCAAGUAAGACAUCACGUUAUUAAUUUUUUUUCAAAAUAGGAACAUGAUAACUGGAUAGAUGGCAUUAUAUGCUGGGCUAACUUAAGUUCAAAUGUUCACACUUGUCAGUAGCCUGCGAACAGGCUCUCAAGGUGGAGGAGGGCGGAAAAAAAAGUGGUCAAGCGACGACAGCUGAGUGUGGCGUUGGGGAAAAAAGGCGUGGGAACCUGUAGACUUUCUUUUGGUGCCACCCAUCCACCCACUUCCAAUUAUUCUGUAACACACAUGUCAAUAACACAUGUCAUUAACAAGGCUGCUGCCUAACGGGCGCCCGGUCGCCAGAGGCGCCCAAGGUAAGAGCAUGGGCGACCAAAUUUCGGUACAAGGAGCCCGCGCGGGCGCCUGACUUAACACACGGCAUUAGACUUAACCUCCUUGUACAUUAUAUUCCUUUAGCUGGAGUAGGACUUUAAACAGUGGAACUGUUGAUAUGGUUAGCGAUGAUGCGAUUAGGCAGUAUAAAAUUUCCACAAAUAAACCGUAAAUUAUGUAAACCUAACGUGUUCAACUGUGAAGCUUUGUCGAAACGAACGAAGCCAUCGUUUCCGAGUCCGGAUGGCAGUUGAAGACUGGGUCUGAGAUUUGACUUCCAAAUAUGGAAUAGCAAAAUUAUGGGCUGUUUGUUGCCUAUGUUGACAUUCGUGCAGUUCAUCGUUUGCUUGGGUUUUCGUCGAUUUGAUAACUUUUUUGUGGCGAGAAUGGGAAGCUAUCUUGCGUGCUAUCGACUGGACGUGCUUGAUGUUCGAUUUCAUGUACCAGUUUGCAACGUAUCAGCAUUUUCAAGAGACUUUAAACUAAAACUAAACUAAAACUAUUCAGCGUUCAAGUCUUGCAACUAGGACACUGGACAACAACUUGCGUAUCUCAGUUAAGUACCACAGCCUGAACAAAUCAGAGAGAGUCAAGGCCUUCGCUCAAUCUGGGCACCUUGCCAAUGCAGUCAAGCAUUGGCGAGAAAACAGUGUCAGAGCCCGACGAGAGAACUGGGUGGACAAACAUCCAGAGGCUAGAACCUGGAGUUCUCUUAAGGGGACAAAACCAAAAGACUGAUGAACAUUGCUCAAUGCUGUGAUUUAAUUGUAAACUACACUGUGAAUUCAAAGGAUCUGUUUUGGACCCAAAAUUGGGAGUUUUUCCUUGAGUAAAAUACAGUACUAUUUGAGGGGCUAAUUAAGCUCUUCUAAAAUGGAGCUGUUUUGGACAACUCCGAGCUGUUUUGGAGAACUUAUAAGACUUAAAAAAAUGAUCUUUUGAAUUUACAAUGUAGUUACAUUGACAUAAAAUUCUUUUAUAGCACAGAAUCAGAUAGGAAAAUGUUAUUCAAUUUAAAUGAUUCCUCAAAUGUUUAGCACUUCAUUUAAUGAGAUCCAUCCAGGCUAAGGUUUACAUAAGGCACUUGAUGUUCUGUUCUGUUUUUCCUGUUCAUGUAUAAAAAAGGCAAGGAGAGGAUUGGUCUACUUUAGAAAGUUUUUGGAAGACUAGUUAAGUUGUCAUGUGGAACACAACUGUUACUGAACAAAUGUGAAAGUCAAGUAAAUAAUUCUGAGUUGAAAUUACCUACUGUUAUGUUAUUCUUUUAUUGUGAAAAUUGUGAAAAUUCCUUUUACACGCAAAUUAAGCCCCUCAAAUAUUUUUCCGGCUCAUGAAUGUGUAUAAGAAAGGUAAGAAGCAGUUUAAUUGUUACAUUUUAGAAAAUUCUUUGAAGGCUCUUCUAGGUCACAUUGAACACAACAGAUGUGGAAGUUAAUUGAAUAAAUUAAUAAAUGAAAGUAAAUAAUUCGGUUAAUUCUUGUUUACGUGUUAUUUAUUAGGCCCGGCGAAUUCUUAUUAAAGUGUGCAAGAACCUCUAUAACCUAUGUAAUGAUCUUGGAAAAACAAUACAUGGAUUUCAAACUGGGCUCCUAACAAUGUGGCUCGGGCUCCUAACUUUAAACUUUAGGAGCCCGAAGGGCUCCCUAAAAUUUUUCUUAGGCAGCAGCCUUGCAUUAAGGUAAUUUGACGUGAGAGAUUAUAAUGUUGUUGGGCUUGAAUGCAUCAGCCUCAAUAACAUUUGCACACUUGUGUAAGCAGGGCUGUGGCUAAAAUUUCAAUUUGCUGGGUGUCUGCAAUUAGUAGGAGGUGAAUUGUACAGCAAGGAAGUUCUUUUGGUUCUAUUUUUCUUUUGUUUCCCAUAAGAGUAGCCAGGGCUCACAUUCAUAGUAUCCAGGGAAAAUCCCUCGCCCCAGGCUCUUAGUGACAGCCCUGUGUAAGUAUUUUUCAUGGGUAUUUAUCACUCACUUGUCAACAGUCAGCGAUCUGAACAAUUAGAUCAUGAUACUGGAAUCCGGUAUCAUGGAUGGUUCGCAUCUAAGAAAGUCUACAGGCUCUCCAGCCUUUUUGUCUCCCUCAGGCCAUGCACAGCCCACUUUUCUUGCCAAUUUUUGUUUUUCUCCUGCUCCACAUGGGGAUCCUGUUUGGCAAACUUGUCAUGGUUAGGCUCAACUUACACUGCAUAACAAACAGUACGAUAAGAAAGUGCUGCUUAUAACAAGGGUUCAUUAUUUUGAUUUUUUGUGCAGGAUUUCACAGACCCACUUACUAGGAUUGCAAUUUGAUUAUUCCUCUCCUAUAGCAUAACUGAAGAUUAAGUUUUUGUCAAUAACUUCAGUUGUAACUAUUGCUUCCUUCUGUUUCAGCAAAUUGCUUUCAAGAAUCUUGUCCAAAGGAACAAGCAAGUUGAAAAGGAGCAGGGAUCUCCUGCUCCAAACACAGCUAUUCAUCUACCAUUUAUCAUCGUAAACACAAGCAAGAAAACUGUCAUUGACUGUAGUAUAUCUAAUGACAAGUAAGUCCUGUUUUGCUUCCUCAAAUUAACACAAAACCACUGGAUAUCCAGUUCUUGUUGAAUAUGAUGAUUGUGAUUAUCAUUUUCAUGAUGAUGAUGAUGAUGAUGGUGGUGGUGGUGGUGGUGGUGGUGGUGGUGAUGAUGAUGAUGAUGAUGAUGAUGAUGAUGAUGGUGGUGGUGGUGAUGAUGAUGAUGAUGAUGAUGAUGAUGAUGAUGGUGGUGGUGGUGGUGGUGGUGAUGAUGGUGGUGGUGGUGGUGGUGGUGAUGAUGAUGAUGAUGAUGAUGAUGAUGAUGAUGAUGAUGAUGGUGGUGUUGUUGGUGAUGAUGAUGAUGAUGAUGAUGAUGGUGGUGGUGGUGGUGGUGAUGAUGAUGAUGAUGAUGAUGAUGAGAAGGAGGAGGAGCAAGAGGAGGAUAGUGGUGUUGAAGGAUGCUAGUAAAAUAAUGAUUUUGUUGAUGAUCUGACUGAAGAUGUGAUGUACUUUUGAUCACUGAUAACAAAUUUUACUUUUCUCCCUUUAUAGUAUGAUAAUACAGUGGAACCCCGCCUAAUAUAUUAUGGCCAUAUUCUUUCAAACCAAACGUUUGAACCACCUCAUUAUUACGACCAGGAAAAAUGGUCGUGUUAAACUGUAUAAUGAUGAGCUUUGAACAAGGAAAAAUGAAAAUAUUAUUCAAGGAUAAUAGUAUUUAUUUAAAUUCAUGAUAUUGUUACCGAUAGGUGCAGGAUAGCCAAUGUCACUGUGAAUACACUCACCUCAUAACUGAUUUUUGUGUUUUUUGCAGAUCUGAAUAUCUUUUCAAUUUUGACAACACCUUUGAAAUCCAUGAUGACAUUGAAGUAUUGAAAAGAAUGGGUAUGGCAUUUGGUCUGGAGAAAGGACAGUGCACAGAAUCCGAUCUCAAAUCUUCAAGAACGAUGGUUCCUAAAGCACUUGAACCUUAUGUCAUAGGUAUGCAUUGAAGUUACCUGUUUGAUGUGUUUAAUCAAACUGAGCUGCCUUAAUCAAUAUUUUUAAUCCAGGGGCAUCCAAUUUAUAUUAGCAGAGCUAGUUUAAAAUGGAGCCCUUAAAGGGGAUGGCUGGCAGUUACCACCUCAAGUUUUUUGUGCCUAUUCUCCAGGCCGGGGUUGCUCGAAGCAUGGUUAGUGCUAGCCAGCAUUAAAUACCAUGGAAACCUAUACAUUUUGAUACCUCUUAACCAACGGUUAGGGCUAACCAGGCUUCGAGCAAGCGGCCCCAGGUUGCUAUUAUGCACACAGCAUGUAUGUAGCCAGAACACAAUCUGAUCUGACAUGUGUUUGGACUUUUUGUCGCUUGUAAUGCGAUCAUGCCUGGUUUGAAACUUGCGCAAAGCACAGCAUAAUUAAUGGGGCAAAAGCAUUUUGACUUCCAAUCAUUGUCGCCUGCAACCCCUAACCUUCAGUUUUUACUAGUAUGUAGUGUAUAUAUUAUUGAGAUAAAAAUAAAAGGCUCUUUGGUCAAACUUUUUUCGUUUUUCCUAGACAUGGCAAAGUCAGGUCCAGUUGGACUCACUGGUGUACUUGGCAAUCAUACAACUCCUAAGUAAGUUAAGUUACUACGGUCAAACUUUGAUAUAAUGAACCUCCUUUUAACAAAGUCCUUGGUAAAACAAACAAAUAAUAUCCAUUGCCCCAGUUACAGUACAGGAAUAAUGUAGAAAGAACCUCAAUAUAACAAAUGUUUGUUAUAACAAACAUAAUUCUUUUGGCAGUCCCUUGGCCCUUCCUUAUACUAAGUUUUCAUGAUGUCCAGUUUUUGUAGUAACUGCAAAUAAUUCAGAUCAAUUUCUGUUAUCUUGUAAAAAUCAAAAUCCUGGUUUAAACUGAUUUUCUUCACAGUAAAUCAGCAACUUCAGCUUCACCUCUCGUCUCUGCUACUGCCCGCAUGUCCCCUCUUCCUCCUACAAACACUCCUUCAUCACCACUUGCCAUGCCGCUGGCUCAAGGGAGGGGCACGUCGCCUGUCACCGUGGUAAACAACUCAAGGACACAGAAUCGAACAUCAAGGACAUCAUCUAUGGCAAGUGACAGUGGUCCCUCACACCGAACAACAUCUCCUUACUCCUUCCCAUCCUCUCCAGCUUCUGAUGUCUCUUAUGAUAUGUCACAGGAUGGAUUUAUGGAUACGGAUGAACCCAAUUCACACCACUGA